Molecule: messenger RNA, 1065 nt
Organism: Gastrolobium bilobum
Lineage: Eukaryota; Viridiplantae; Streptophyta; Magnoliopsida; Fabales; Fabaceae
Exons: 1
Coding region: 1-1065 (354 amino acids)
Molecular function (GO): RNA-DNA hybrid ribonuclease activity; nucleic acid binding
Source: RefSeq, a predicted model, not a curated record
AUGUUGCAUAAGUCGGAUCUUGCAGGUCGGAUGGUGGCAUGGGCAGUAGAGCUAUCUGAAUUUGGCAUUAAUUUCGAAGCAUGUAAUGCGAUCAAGGUGCAAGCUUUGGCAGAUUUUGUGAUAGAAAUGACGCACCCCAAAAGUAAUCAAGAGAAUGGUUGGUGGAAAUUAUUUGUAGAUGGGUCAUCCAACAAAAAGGGCAGUGGAGUUGGAAUUAUAAUAGAAAACCCAGAAGGAGUGACAGUAAAGCAUUCGUUGACGUUGGAGUUUCCCACAAGUGACAAUCAGGCGGAGUAUGAGGCAAUGAUUGCUGGGUUAAUCCAUGCAAAGGAGCUGGGAGCAGAAUGUUUGGAGGUAUAUAGCGAUUCACAGUUGGCGACUUCACAAAUUAGUGGGGUGUACCAGGCUCGAGGGGAGAUCAUGAUCAAGUAUUUAGCAAGAGUACAAGAGUUGAUGAGAGAAUUUAAAGAGAUCCGAGUGGAACACAUUCGGAGAAACGAAAAUGUCCGAGCAGACAUUUUGUCAAAAUUGGCAAGCACUAAAGCCACAGGAAACUUGAGGACAAUCAUACAGCAGAGCAUUCAGGCUCCGAGUGUAGUGUGGAUGGUAAAGGAGGUAGAUUGGAGAAGUCCAAUCCAAGACUUUUUAGAAAAAAGAAAGGAGCCCGGAGAAAAAAUGGAAGCAAGUAGGCUGAGGAGAAGAGCGACAUGGUUUGUAGUGAUAGAAAGGCAGUUGUAUAGGAGAGGAAUAAACUCGUCUUUGUUGAAAUGUAUAGCCGUGCCAAAUACUGAAUAUGUGUUAGAAGAAAUACAUGAAGGAAUUAAUGGGCAUCAUCUUGGAGGUAAAUCCUUAGCGAGAAAAGCUAUACGAGCAGGGUAUUUUUGGCCAACGAUGGGGGAGGAUGCUAAAAAACAUGUACAAAGAUGUGAACAGUGUCAGAAAUUUUUCAAUAUAUACCAAGCUCCUCCAGAAGAGUUGUUCAUAAUUUCAUCUCCUUGGCCAUUUUUCAAAUGGGAAAUGGACCUUUUGGGCCCAUUUCCCAGAGCAGCUGGAGGGGUUAAGUAA